Messenger RNA from Condylura cristata (star-nosed mole), 4133 nucleotides. It is a transcript of the gene HELB, whose product is annotated as helicase (DNA) B. Lineage: Eukaryota; Metazoa; Chordata; Mammalia; Eulipotyphla; Talpidae. The coding region runs from base 9 to 3269 and encodes 1086 amino acids. The transcript has 13 exons. The record is from RefSeq and is a predicted model, not a curated record.
CGCCGAGUAUGGCUUUCUCAGGUGGGCAGCUGCGCGAACUCCAGGGAACUCUGCUCCCACCCAAGGACCCGGUGGAGGAACUAGACCCUGAAUUUCCAAAGGAGGAGCUGGAGGAGGAGGAGGAUCUGGAGUUUGUGGACGCCGAGGAGCUCUGCAGUGGGGGUGUAAAAGCUGGCGGCCUCCCUGGGUACCGCCGCGCUGUAAUAGCUGAUAAAAGCACUAAAGAAACAUUCAAAGUGUUUGGACGUUUUCCAAUAACGGGUGCCUGGUGGCAAGUGAAGGUGCAAGUAAAGCCUGCAGGAUUGACCUACUAUCAAGUUCAAGGAUUUCCAUCUUACUUUUUACAAUCUGAUAUGUCACCUCCAGAUCAAAAGCAUAUCUGUUCCCUCUUUCUUAAAGAUUGUAAUUUCCCCUCUGAUAAUAUAACUAAAUUUUUAGCAUGGGUAAAUGCUGUAUCAAGCUAUAAAAACCUCAACUUUAGAAACCUUACGGAAACAUUAAGAACUUUCCAAAAAGAAAUUGAAAGGAAGAAUAAAAAACAAUCUACGCAGAGUGAACAGGAGGAGUCACUACCAGAUUAUGAGAGGAUCCUUCCUCUGGAAAGCACUAUUCCUUUUAUAAGUGCAAUGACAGCUUUACAGUUUCCCAAAAUAAUGGAAUUCCUGCCAAUUCUUUUGCCUCGACACUUUAAACGGAUCAUAAGUUCAAGUUCAAAAGAGGUGUUGGAAGACAUAGAAAAAAUUUUAACUACGCAACCAUGGAAACUUGGAUUUGGUAGAAUAACCUACAGAGAAUUGAAACUUCUGCGAUGUGAAGCAAGUUGGACAGCAUUUUGUCAGUGCAAGUCCCUUCUCCAGUUGAUGACGGAUUUGGAGAAGAAUGCAUUAAUGCUGUAUUUCAGACUGAAGCAGCUGUGUCGAGAAUAUGGGCACACUUGUGUUGAAAGAGAUGACUUAAGAUCUCAGUUGUCAGAACACAUGUGUUUUGAAGAUGCUUGUCAGUCCCUGACAUUUUUGAAAGAUAUUGGUGUGGUAGUGUGCGAGAAGGCCUGUGUCUUUCCUUAUGAUCUUUACCAGGCUGAAAAAGGCAUCGCUUCUUUAAUAUGUACCCUGAUGACAAAACCUCCGUGGCUUUUGCACGUCGAUGUCCAAAAGGUGCUUGCUUCUAUUCCCACCACAAAAUGUGAGGAUACAGGGAGUGAUGAUAACACAUUGAAUGAAAGUAAACCUGAUGAAACAAAAUUAGAAAAUUCAGUGGUGGUUCUGGAAACACAGGACAGAUGUGACCAUAUUUGGAAUAAUGCUGAAAAUGAACGUGAUGCAAAAAUAAGUGAAGCUCAGCUGGACCAGGAUCAGGUGACUGCUUUGAAAAUGAUCUGCUCCAAUGCUGUGACAGUCAUAAGUGGAAAAGGGGGGUCUGGGAAGACCACAAUUGUUAGCCGUCUUUUUAAGUACAUAGAACAGUUGGAAGAAAAAGAAAUUAAAAAAGCUUGUGAAGAUUUCGAACAAGACAGGGAUGUACCAGAAGAAUGGAUUACCUUUACCCAGGAAAAUCUGCAAAAAGCUGACAAGUCUAUAGAAGUUCUACUUACAGCACCUACAGGGAAAGCAGCUGGCUUACUAAGGCAGAGAACUGGCUUCAGUGCCUACACGCUAUGUCAGGUCAAUUAUAGCUUCUAUCUGUGGAAAAAAAAUAUGAUGACCAAGGAUCGGCCAUACCAGCCAUGGAAAUUUUCUUCUGUUAGAAUUCUGGUUGUGGAUGAAGGUAGUUUGGUGUCUGUGCAGGUCUUCAAAUCAGUUUUAGAUUUAUUGUGUACUCACUCCAAACUUUCUAAGCUUAUUAUCCUUGGUGAUGUUAGGCAGUUACCCAGCAUUGAACCUGGUAACUUGUUGGAAGAUGUUUUUGAGACUCUUAAGUCAAAAAAUUGUGCUGUUGAACUAAGAACAAACCAUAGAGCAGAAUCUGAGAUAAUUGUGGGUAAUGCUACAAGAAUUUCAAGGCGCCAAUUUCCAGAAUUUGAUGCAGAGUUGAAUAUCUGUGAUAAUCCAGCAGUCCCUGUCUCAAUUCAAGAUAAAACAUUUAUUUUUGUCAGACUUCCAGAACAGUGUGACAGUUCUCAGUUCUCCAAUAAUGAUUUUCAGUCUUAUUUAUAUUCUGCAGUUAAAACUUUACUCAAAGGAGAGGACUUGCAAAAUCCCAAAACAUCACAAUUUAUUGCAUUCAGAAGGCAAGACUGUGAUGUGAUCAACGCCUGCUGUUGCAAGUACUACUUGGACCGCCUUCACAAAGAUUGCCGGAAUAGACUUGUAUUUGGAACUGGUGAUAAAAUCUGUUGUACCAAGAAUGCAUAUCUCUCAGACAUACUCCCGGGAAAUACUUCCAGCAGUCAGCAAGACAGCAAACUGGAUGCCAGUGGUGAAGCCCUUAAUGGUAUGCCUUACAGUUUUGCUGAAAAUAAGCAUGACUUUGAAAGUGGUCUUCGACUCUGCAAUGGAGAAAUAUUUUUCAUAACAAAUGAUAUCACCUUUUAUGAUGUGACCUUUGGAAAGAAAAGAUUUGUGACCAUUAAUAAUAUGGCUGGCUUGGAAGUAACAGUGGAUUUUGAUAAACUUAUGUAUCAUUGUCACAUAAAACAUGCAUGGGCAAGAACUAUUCACACUUUUCAGGGAUCCGAGGAGCAGACUGUCGUCUAUGUGGUCGGGCUUGCUGGCCGUCAACACUGGCAGCACGUUUACACCGCCGUCACCCGGGGUCGCUGUAGAGUGUAUGUCAUUGCACAGGAGUCUCAGCUGCGGAAGUCAGUUAGGAAACAAGGCAUUCCCAGAAGAACUCGUUUGAAACAUUUUUUGCAAGACAAACUCUCCGUGAGCUGUGCAUCGCCAGCAGAUUUUGCAUCCUCAUCAAAGAGUUCUGGAGACAGUGGAGGCCCCUGCAGCAUGCAGACCUUACCUCUGCCGCUCCCUGCAGUCAUAGAUGUGGGGGUGACAGAUGACACGCCCAGAAGCGCAGCCUCUGUGACUGGGUUCAGGACACCCCCCUCUGCUGAAAAAUGGAGAUUAUCUUCUUUGGAUAAAAUGAUUCCAACCGAGGCGCCAUCAGUCGCUCGAGGGCCCAAAAGAACCUGUGGUACGGGUGAGGACGAAAGUCCAAAGAAAAUCCCUAUGGUGGAAGAGUCAUCUCCACAAGUUUCUUCUAGACUUCAGAAUUUGAGACUCAAUCAUUUAACCCCCAAGCAACUCUUCAAACCCACCAACAAUCAAGAAACUUAAUUUUAUUUUGGAUUGCUCAAAAUAAUUGUUAUUUUCCAGUUAACACAUAAGGAACCUUGUUGCUUCCCAGUGUCAAGCUAAGAGACUUCUGUCACUGACAUUUCAUUCUUAUGGUGCUUGUAUUUAUUGUAUAGAUGUUUCAGAAUCAUUUGAUCUGAGAAAACCUUAAUGAUGUCAACAUCUGUUAUGAGAGAUGGUAGCACUGAACAUAAAUGAGGGGAAAAGAGGUUGCAUGUUUCUUUAAAAAGAUUCUGCUGUCUAAAGUAUUUUGACGAUAAAGGCUUGUUAAAUUUGCAUGAUCACAGUGGCUGAUUUCUGCCAGGGGUUUGAAGCAGUUAAAGAGUAACUGUAAUUGCAUCUCUUCACUUGAUCUUAGCCUGUGGGGAAGCAGUGAGGAUCUUAGCCAGUAGGGAGCAGUGAUGGUAAUUGCUUCUUUUUAUUGACAUACCCGAGGAUAUUGUGGCUCUUCAGAGCAGUCAUCUCCAAAGGCUGCACUCCGAUGCUGCUGCCUAGGCCCCGCUCACCUGGCACCCUGGAAGUUUCUUCUGAACUGGAACUCACUGGUUUUGAUUUUUCUUAAUCUGCCAGAUAAUUGACAAAAUACUGUGAGUUUGAAGUUUACAAUGUUGAUUUGAUACACUUGUAUCUUAGUGUGCUCACCUCUGUAGUUUAACAUUUCUAUCAUGUCCUAAUCAUCAUUUAUAUGGGACACAUGUUUGAAUAGUUCCACAUUGGAAAUUUGUGUUCUCUCAUUGUUCAGUGGCCAAAGAAAAUGUUAAGAGGAAAACAUCUACCUUGUUAUCCCAAUUUUUUUUUUUAAGAUUUAUUUAUUUAUUUGUACAGAACUGGGGUUCAGGCCAGAGA